CACUGGAAAGGAGGCAUUGGCACUGGACAGCUAGUCAGCUAGUUGACUGAAAGAACGGCUGUAGAGGCGCGCGGUUUCCCGCGCAGUUCCAAGCUUUGAAAUCAGCGUUUGUGCGUUCUACAGUUAGUACUGUUCUCCCGGACGGUCACGGCGUGCCUGUGUGGGUGUAAAAGACAGCUGCGCUAGUUGUGGACUACCAGUAAUGAAGCCUGCCAGGGGGAAAACGCCGAAAAAGAAGGGCCCCUCCAGGCCGGCGUCCACCGAAGCGCAAGACCCGGUUGAAGUGUACUGCCGCAUCCGACCUUUGCACAAUCCCAACGAUGUCCCUGUUGUGCGCCUCAUUGACAACAAGAUUGUCCAGCUUGAGCCCCAGGAAACCAAUGGGCAGUCAAGAAAUAUCCAGAAGCAGUACCGGUACACAUUCAAGUAUGUGUUUGACACCGAUGCAUCGCAGCAAGAGUUAUUUGAGCACGUUGGCCUGCCCUUGGUCAGCGAUCUUCUGCAUGGGAAGCCCGGGCUUCUCUUCACCUAUGGAAUCACAUCGUCCGGCAAGACCUACACCAUGACGGGGCACCCGCACGACGGAGGCAUCCUGCCACGAUGCUUGGAUGUGGUGUUCAAUUCCAUUGGGGAAUACCAAGCUCGGAAAUAUGUGUUCAAACCAGAUAAGCUCAAUGGCUACGACACACAGACAAUGGCUGAGGCAAUGGCCGAGUACCAACAGGACAUCAUGCCUCACACGCCAAAGCCACCGAAAAUAAGGAGGAGGGACGAUGACGCAGUGGACUGGACAAGCCGCACGCAUGAGACUGCCAAAGUAGAGGACGUCGACCCUGACAUGGCUUAUGCAGUGUUUGUCUCGUACAUUGAGAUCUACAACAAUUACGUGUACGACCUCCUGGAAGAAAAUCCGAUAGAUCCUCUGAAGACAAAACAACUGCAGUCAAAGAUGCUGCGCGAGGACUCCAAGCGCUGCGUCUAUGCCUUCGGGGUGACUGAGGUUGAAGUGAAGAGCGCAGACGAGGCAUUCGACGCCUGGUGUCGGGGACAGAAGCGCAAGCGCAUCGCUCACACGGCCCUCAAUGCAGAGUCGAGCCGAAGCCACAGCAUCUUCAACAUCCGGCUCGUUCAAGCUCCUCUCGAUGCUCAGGGCCUGGACAUCUUGCAGGACAAGAAUGCACUGAUCAUCAGUCAGCUUUCGCUUGUGGACCUUGCUGGCAGUGAGCGCACAGACAGAACCGGAAACACUGGUCACCGACUGAGGGAAGCAGGAAACAUCAACAAUUCUCUCAUGGUCCUGCGCACGUGCAUUGAAAUUCUGAGGGAAAACCAGACAACUGGGUCAAAUAAGAUGGUCCCCUACAGAGAUGCAAAGAUCACCCAUCUCUUCAAGAACUUCUUUGAUGGUGAAGGCAAAGUGCGCAUGAUUGUCUGCCUGAACCCACGGCCAGACGACUACGAUGAGACCUUCCACGUGAUGAAAUUUGCGGAGAUGGCUCAGGAGGUCCUGGUUCCGUGCUCCACUCCGACAACACCAGCCGCGACGCUCAAUCUGCGUACUGGUCGCAGAAGGCCCAUCUUGCCACGUACAGCAAAGUUUGGCGGCAGCCUAAAAGAGCUUUCCACAAUGCCACCUCCAGAAAUACCAAGGCCGGUGAUCUGCAUGCCAGAGCUGCCGAACUACUUGCUUACGGAUCCCUCUGACGGCGAAGUUCUUCAGCGAAUGGAGGAGUGGCUGUCCCAGAUGAUCAUGCUCAGGAAGGAGACCAAGGCAAACGACAUGGCUCUGGUUGACGACCUCAGGAGGCAGAUCAUGCAGAUGGAAGCUGAGAACGGGGUGUUGAAAGAGGAGCACAAGGUGCUGCGGAUGGACCUCAAGGCUCGGGAGCAGCAGGUGAUUCUGCUUGAGAAAAAGCUGUCCAACGCGGAGCAGUCUGUCCAAGCCCUCAACCUGGAGCUGGAAGGCAUGUUUCGCCAGAAGAAGACUGUGGAGAACAUGCUGGAUGAGAAGCAGAUGCAGCUGAACAAGGAGGCCAUGGAGAAAGUCCAGAUGCAUCACCGGAUGCAGGAGCAGAUCCAGCUAGAGCGGGAGAGGAUGAAGCGGGCCAUGAACCAGCUGCUCGCCGACAAGCAGGCCGAACUGGAGGCCAAGCUCAGCGUGAACCACGAGAAGUUCCGCAUCCUGCGGGAAGUGCUCAACGCGGCCGACUGGGAUGCGCCCGAGCUGUCUGCUCCUCCCGCGCCGGUAGAGAGUGCCGUGUUGACCCGCUCUGCUGCUGCCAGAGCAUCGGCAACCGGACUGUCAGCAGCGACUUCCGAGCCCAGGCUUUGCGGCACGCCAAAGACUGCCAUGCCUCCAAUGAUGCGCCACAGGCGGUCCAGAUCUUCUGGUGCCGAGAUGUGGGUGGACCACAAGCCAGCUGGCACUGUCGACACAGGCUCGGUGAUGCAGCCAGUGAUGAAGAAAAAGAAGUCGGUGGGCAAGCUGGGUGUGAAGGAUGUCACCAAGGGGGCGUCCAAGUAUGCACUCUUGCACCAGGAACAAGACGCAGGUGGUGACGUGGAGGAACAGCUCUACAAGGGAGAUGUCAUCCCUUCCAUGACCGGUGGGGCCCAAGUUGUCUUCAGCGAAGUGGAGACAGUGAAACACUUGUCGCCAACUUCAAGUCAGCUCAGGAAGCGAAGCAGCGGGCGGGUGGUGCGUGAUGACGAUGAGGACUACGUGUCGGCUCGUUGCUCAGUGUCAGUUGAAGGUCACGCUUAUCCUUCUGUGAUAAAACGAUCAAGAGUGUGAAUCCUUCGGACCUGCUACCUCAACCUGUGCCAAUCUCACUGCUGUAUAUAACUGCAAGAAGAAGAACAAGUGUAUCUUAGUGAUUCGCAAUUAUUUUUAUACUUCAAAUAAAGUGCUUUUAAGACAAAA
Messenger RNA from Dermacentor silvarum, 2923 nucleotides. RefSeq names its product kinesin-like protein KIF23 (gene pav). Gene Ontology annotation, biological process: microtubule-based movement. Lineage: Eukaryota; Metazoa; Arthropoda; Arachnida; Ixodida; Ixodidae. The transcript is spliced from 24 exons. Gene Ontology annotation, cellular component: microtubule; nucleus; kinesin complex. Bases 203 to 2794 code for a protein of 863 amino acids. Gene Ontology annotation, molecular function: ATP hydrolysis activity; microtubule motor activity; ATP binding. The record is from RefSeq and is a predicted model, not a curated record.